AUGGCUACCGGAGAGAGAGCUUCUCGUCUUCAUCUCUUGAUCGAUCGUUGUGUACGACCCUACGAUGGAAGAGACGUAAAUUCGCCGACGAAGGAAAUGGAGAAGGAUAUGCUUCUUUCUCUGUCUCAGGUGUUGAGAGAAAUCCAAUCUUGGAGAAUCGAAAUUGGCCGUGAUGUGUCGGCGGAAGCUGGAGAGAACGGUGCUGCUUCAUAUGGUCCAGAAUCCAAAGAAUAUCUAUGCUUAGAAAGACUUGUGGCCGAUCUUGUUGGUUUGUUAGGUGUGAAGAGUGUGCAUGUUCAACAUUUGGCUGGCAGCAUUCUUGUGGAAGUAUCCGAGUCUCUGGUUGAAUCUGGAAGUCAAUGGGAUGAUUUCAUUCGCUUGCUUUGUGACUCUCUGCACUUAGCUUUUAUCGAGAUAUGCCCAAUUCCUGCUGCUUCUUAUGAAACUGGAUGUGGAAGUCCGAAUCUACAUUUAUCUGGUUCUGAUGUUCUUAAAUGUAAACUGCAAAAGGCUAAGUGGCGCACAGUGUCUGCUAUCUUUCAAGCACUUCGUAAUAUAUUGAAGCGACUGAGCCAAGAAGAAAAUGAGGAACUUCUUGAUGUGUACUUGGAAUCUGUCAACUCUACACUUGCAAAAGUGCUUUGGUGCCGUCUGGAUGCUAUAUUUUCUGGUCAUAAUGAAGCUCUAGGAAGCAUUGCAGACUGUGAAGAAGUAUCUGUAUUUCUUGGGAACUUUGUUCAGUUUCUCUGUUCCGUGGUUCAGCAGGUUAGUUUUGCAGAAGAUUCUGAUGGUCUUGAACCUACACAUUUGAUACUCCAAAAAGUCACCGAGCUUGUUCCGGAUCUCCUCCGUUGGUGCCAACCAAAGUUAGAAAGUCAAAAUGGCGCUUCCAUGUCGAAAUACCUAGUGCACAAGUUGCUGGUGUUGAUGAUCAGACUUACUUAUAAGUCCAAUAUCAAAUGCACCAUCCUUCUUUCAUGGCUGCAAUAUCUGCAACGCCAUUUUCAAGGCUUUCUUCAACCCAGGUUUAAACCCGUGGAAGAUCACUGUUUGGAAGGUUCUCCAUUUUUUGUUAGUUUAUCUGAGAGCGAGGUCAACGAGACGCAUUCCAGUCAUUUGCAAAGACUUUCAGUGUUUCUGUUCCUACGGUGCUCCUUCCCUUUGCUUUAUUCAAGUAGGCAUACCGACAAGCUCUGUGAGUUCGAUUGUAGAAAGAAAGGAAUGGAAGAGAUGUUUAAUUGGAUUGAACAACAGAGUCCAGGCGAUACAUUUUCUGAUAAUAGAAAUUAUACCGAGAAGAGUGUUGAGUUUUCUACAUCCUUCAUCCGGCUGUUCAUGCAUGAGGAUGAUCUAUUGUUUAAAGUCCUCCUGCAGUUGCUUUCUAUACGAUUGCCUGAAAAAGAACUGCUUAACGUGGAAGGGUGUUCGCUUCAAGAUGAGGAACAAACUAUUCACUUACGUUUAUUAACGCUGUUCAAUCCUGUCAUCCUGUUCUGUAUAUUUCUUUCAGAGCUGCAUUAUGAUCAUCAAGUCCUUCUUGAUUACCUCAUAUCGAAAGACAUCGGAGCUAGCUGUGCAGAGUACCUGCUGAGAUGCUUGCGUAAGGUCUGUGACUCGUGGACCCUGUUUGCGGAAUUCCCAUUUGAAGGAGAUAUAAAUGCAUCAUCUUCAAAGAGAAGGAAGUUUCUGGUCGAGACUUCUGAGUUGAUAAGCUACAUCAGAAGAAACUGUUUCCUUACAACCCAGAAGCUCUUCUACGACGUUUGUCAAGGUUUCAAGAGCUCUGUCUACUCCAUGAGUAAUUUAAUCUGGACCAAAGGUGAGAUUCUCUGA
Microthlaspi erraticum is the source of this 1833-nucleotide messenger RNA. The record is from the annotation of a GenBank genome assembly. NCBI's taxonomy places the organism in Eukaryota, Viridiplantae, Streptophyta, Magnoliopsida, Brassicales, Brassicaceae.